AUGACGGAGUAUAAGCUGGUAGUGGUGGGCGAUGGAGGUGUCGGCAAAUCGGCACUGACAAUCCAACUAAUUCAAAAUCAUUUCGUCGAAGAAUAUGAUCCCACCAUUGAGGACAGUUAUCGAAAACAGGUCGUGAUCGACGGUGAAACGUGUCUACUGGAUAUUUUGGAUACGGCUGGCCAGGAAGAGUACUCAGCUAUGCGCGAUCAGUACAUGCGUACCGCUGGACUUGACUCUCAACUUGAGCUUUAA
Haemonchus placei is the source of this 252-nucleotide messenger RNA. The record is from the annotation of a GenBank genome assembly. NCBI's taxonomy places the organism in Eukaryota, Metazoa, Nematoda, Chromadorea, Rhabditida, Trichostrongylidae.